GUUCGUUUCGAGAGCGCUGUUAGCACCGAUAGGAGCAAAGGUCGACUGGUCUGGGGCCCUCAUUCCAACUACUUGUCAUUGACGGAUCAACAAGUUCACUAGUUUCUCAUUAUAAUUACCAUUUCGAUCAGUUUAAAGAAACUCGAGGAAUCAUGUCGGUUGCAACAAAAGGGAUCUACUUUGUAGCCGCUAAAAGAACCCCAUUUGGGAAAAUGGGAGGUGUGUUCGUCAACAAAAGUGCAACGGAUUUGUCAACUGUUGCUGCAACGAGUGCAAUCAAGGCAUCAGGUCUCAAACCAGAACAAAUCGAUCAUGUUAUAUUCGGAAAUGUUUUGAUUAUGACGACAAGUGAUGGUGCAUUGUUACCACGACAUGCUUCAUUGAAAUCUGGAAUUCCAAUGGAGAAGCCUGCAUUGGGAGUCAACAGAUUGUGUGGAUCUGGUUUUCAAUCUAUUGUGAAUGGGGCACAGAGCAUCCUCUCUGAGGAGUCUUCAAUAGUUCUCGCCGGUGGAGCCGAGAACAUGAGUCAAGCCCCAUUUGUAGUAAGAAACAUUCGCUUUGGAACAGCACUAGGGCAAAAAUACGAAUUUGAGGAUUCGUUAUGGCUCGGCCUUCUUGACACUUAUUGCGGUCUACCCAUGGGUAUGACAGCGGAAAAGUUGGGGGCCAAGUAUGGCAUCACGAGGGAGGAAGUCGAUAAAUUUGCUCUGAGAAGUCAUCAGAACUGGAAAGCAGCCAAUGAUAAUGGAUAUUUCAAAGCUGAGAUGGCUCCAGUUUCGGUUAAAACUAGGAAACAGGAAGUCGAAGUUACCGUUGAUGAGCAUGCACGGCCUCAGGUUAAGAUCGAAGAUUUCGCGAAACUUCCGUCGAUCUUCCAGAAAGAUGGAUUAGUUACUGCUGGUACAGCAUCUGGUGUGUGUGACGGUGCUGGGGCUGUGAUAUUAGCCAGUGAGGAUGCCGUAAAACGCGAAGGACUCAAACCCCUCGCUCGUUUGGCGGGAUACGCAACUGUAGGUGUAGAUCCUAGUAUUAUGGGGAUUGGACCAGCCCCUGCUAUUAAGAAUCUUCUGAAGAAGACCGGCAAGUCCCUGAACGAUAUUGAUUUGGUUGAGAUAAAUGAGGCAUUUGGUGCACAAACAUUGGCAUGCGCCAAAGAUCUCAAUCUCGAUAUUAAUAAAUUAAAUGUUAAUGGUGGUGCCAUUGCUCUUGGGCAUCCUCUCGGUGCGUCUGGAACGAGAAUAACUACACAUCUCAUCCACGAGUUGAGGAGACGCAGCGGUAAAUUCGGUAUCGGAUCAGCUUGUAUCGGAGGUGGACAGGGAAUUGCCCUUCUCAUUGAAUCUAUGUGAAUUUCCUUUUGAAAAACCUACUCUAUCCCAUGAAGAAUAAAAACUUGAGAAUAUUUUUGAUAAAGCCCUUUUAAUGGAACACGUUUUCUAAUCAAAAACUGCUGGUUAUUUAUUCCAGAGAACAAUUGCCUGAAUGCCUAACAAUUAUGCAAUGUAAUUUUCAUAUUCUUGAUAAACUCUUGUGUAAAAAUCA
This is a messenger RNA of Diachasma alloeum, 1542 nucleotides long. It is a transcript of the gene yip2, whose product is annotated as 3-ketoacyl-CoA thiolase, mitochondrial. Lineage: Eukaryota; Metazoa; Arthropoda; Insecta; Hymenoptera; Braconidae. Gene Ontology annotation, molecular function: acetyl-CoA C-acetyltransferase activity. The coding region runs from base 153 to 1349 and encodes 398 amino acids. The record is from RefSeq and is a predicted model, not a curated record. Gene Ontology annotation, biological process: fatty acid beta-oxidation. The transcript has 8 exons.